Messenger RNA from Cherax quadricarinatus, 5813 nucleotides. RefSeq names its product coiled-coil domain-containing protein 97. NCBI's taxonomy places the organism in Eukaryota, Metazoa, Arthropoda, Malacostraca, Decapoda, Parastacidae. The record is from RefSeq and is a predicted model, not a curated record.
UGAAGGCUGCUCCUCAGUGGAAAUCAGACAUUACUUUUUAUUUUACGAUGCGUUCAAGCUCAACAGUUAUUUCUUGGGCAUGUUGUUAUAUUGGGAGACAAUAGAGAAAAUAUUAUAUUUUUUUUUUUGGCACAUCAGAGCCAUUCAAGACUUAGUAUUGCAUCCUGGCCAAUCACGGUGAACGUUAACAAAGACGCAGCAGACGUAAUAACAGGUGGCGGAGUAAGGCUAAGUUGUUUUAGGUUGAUUAGCUAAGGGAAUAUUGUAGCCAUGUGGGGAGAAUUUUAUGAUGAAGAUACCCAGACAUCAGGAGAGCAUCCUAACCCAAGUUUGGAGUCCAGUGGAGAACUAGACUAUACAAGCGAGGAUGCAGAGAGUGCAGCACCACUGCUGUCAUUGAGAGACCGUUUAAUCCAUUUUAUGGCGGCUAGUACUAUCAUCUUGAAAAGUCAGCAGAGGUAUGAACCAGAUCUAACAUACCAAGAAAGGAAGGACAUAGCUGAAAAGCUGCUUGAUGAGAAACCAGGGCAGUUCUUAUACAGAUUUGGAAGGCAGUUGGAGAGAGAGCAUCUUCAGUAUUUCUUGAAAUAUGAAGGGGAUGCUGAAGUAGACUAUUAUCUUAGCGAAGCAUUGAAACAUAAGAAUGAGCACACCAACAAAAUUAUAAUCCGGAAUAGAAGAUACUCAGCUCUGCAGAAACUUCGCAGCACUGGAGAUUAUUUCAGUGAAAAAGAGAUGGAACGCCGAAACCCACUUUUGUAUGAUCAGCUUAUUGGGAAGCACCAAACAAAAGAAGAGAGAGAAGAUAGAUAUAAAAUAGACAGCAGUAAUGUCAGAUUUUCCAGCAUCCUUUUAGAUCACAUUGACAAAUGUACUGACAAUACCAUUAAAAAGCUACAAGAAGAUCAAGAGGAUGAAAUGUUUGAGGAAGAAGAAGAUACUGACAAUGAGGAAGUGAAUAGUCCUGUUGAAUCACGAAAAAAACAACUGUUUAAGGAAGAGUUCUACUCAGUAGGAUAUCACAACUUUUUGAGAGGGAAGGAUGAAGAUUUUGAUUAUGGCCAAGUUGACACCAGUGAUGAUUAUGAUCCUCUUGACAUUCGUGCAAGAGAUGAGGAAGAAAGAUAUUUUGAUGAAGAUGAGGAAACCCACAGUGACACAGGAAUGUGUUGCACCAGCAGUAGUAUGAAAAAUUCUGAUGUUCAAAAUACUGAACAAGAAACUUCAAGUAAAAUUCUUGAAAAUGGUGAAGCUUUUAAAAAUGACGAAGUGGAUACUUGCAGAACAUUUGAAGUUGAUUAUGAGACCAUGGAGCCAGAGAGUAUUGACCAAUGUUUGAUGGACAUUGCUGAUAUACAUUUAACUUCUAAGACUUGAUGCAAUAAUGGUAAUAAAACAUGGCUAUUUUAAACUUUAUCCAGUAAUAUAUUUUUUGAGUUUCUUUGCUGGAAACAGAAAAAAGUAUCAUUAACUAGGAAUGCAAGACACAUCAGCAGAAAGUUUUGAUACACUAAUAGUUUUUUCCAAAAAACCUUUAAUAAAACAUUUACAUUCCAGAAACAAUAGUGAAGUGCUUCUGUUAGACAAUUUUUUUUAUAAAUCUGAUGUAAUAUAAAUUUGACAAUAAAUCCUAUUGUUAUUGAUACAAUAUAUGAAAUUUUACAUAUGUGCUAAAUUAAUUUGAAGGGCAGUAUAUAAAAAUAUACCCUGUGUUAUAUUAGUGCCUGCUAUUAGGUAGUAUAUCCGAUACCAUGGAAGGCAAUUAUGGAUGGAGAAAUAAGUAUAAUAUUUGUGUUGUCACGUUCUUAUGUGCACCCAGAGACUACCCUCCUUUUAUGACAUGGAACCUUGAAAGGCUAUUUAGAAUGUCUCCAACAGCAGGAUUAAAUUUUUCCUUCAUGGUUCACCUGGUUGUUAUCAAGUUACUAGAGGAAUAUUUUCUCAAAUCCUGAAUCAAAUGGGACUUCACCCCAUAGUGCUGGUUCCUUUUCAAAUGCAGUGGCAGUUUACAAACCAUCUUUAUGGAAACCGGUACAAUGCUGUCAGCCCCUCAAGGGAGGUUCCUUGAUACUGGUGAGGGGCUCUUGAUCUAGGGAAUUGGAUCUGUGCUCAAUUAUUAUUAUUAUAAUAAAAAAGAAGUGCUAAGCCACAAGGGCUAUACAGCAUCUGUGCUCAAGUUCCCUGAAUUAAGCCUGAAUACCUUCCAUCUUCCCCCCACAUGCGCUGUAUAAUCCUACGAGUUUAGCACUCCCCCAUGAUUAUAAUAAUUAUAUAACAAUGCUGCCAGUGGCAGUAACAUUUCCUAAAAUGUUAAAACACCCACAAAGAUUGUUCGAAACAGCAUCUCUGACUUUUCUUACCCACCGUUUUAUAGCUGUGAAAGCUCUCACUUUGGCCUAUUGCUUUCAAUGCAUUCUAUAUUCAACCCAAAAACAGUCAAAUUUUUUGGCCCCAAAUCAUGUGCUACUGACAGUGAUCAGUCAAGACAUUUCAUGCUUCCCAAGCAGACACUUUAUCCAUGUAACAAGAUGUAGAUGACAUCCCCUUCACCGUCCAUUGAUAUGCUCAAUUUAAUUCGACCUCCAGGGUGUUGUUCCUCAUCUAAUGUCUCGCUACCAGCUUUAUGUAGAUUGUAGAUAUUUGUUGCCAGAUCAAGCUCAUGAAGUUGCUUAUUGUUGAAGUGGAGAAUUUUGUUCAUCCUGUACAUGGGCACUGCCAAGUUCAAGCUUAGCUGUAAUAAGUUCUCUGCAACUGUUUAUUUAAAGAGUUGUUGGUUAGAGCUCUUUCCGACUCCUUGGCAAUGUAACUGCUGGCACUUUUGAAACCUAACAAAAUACUGUCAUUCAAUUCAUGCUAGGAUGGGUAUGGGGUGCAUAAUAAAGAUAUUAAACUAAAACUCACCUAGAGAAUGUCCCACCUGCAAUUGAAAGGAUGUCCACCUUACUGUACCCUUCAUAUCAGUUACUUUCUGUGGUUGGGGAAAUAUGGUCUUCGUUGAUGAUGUAGUUGCUCUGCAUGGGACUUCUUACCCCAGUGUGGCUGUAGUUUGUGAAAGUAAUUAAAUGCUUCCCCAAUGCUUGCCAUGUAUGGAGACCCAUCCAUAUAUUGCACUUCCUGUUUCCACUUGCCUGAAAACUGAGCCUAACCUUUAGAGUUGUGAUGCCUCGGUAGCCAACACACUUCUUUGGUGGGUGGAUAGAGAUAAAACAGGUGAAUUGGCAUUGGCCCCUUCUGAAUAAAUUUGCUUGUUCUGUUGUUUCAUGCACUGCUGUAUAACCCUUGUGGGUUUAGAUCUUAGUUAUUACAAUAAGAAUAAUAAUAAUAAUCUAUCGCAUCAUUACUGUUAUCUGGUAGUAGGCUGCAUAUUAGCCUGCUUGUGUUUUUGCUGCCUAAUCUUGCUGUUCAUCCAUUUUGGUUCAUUGCCAUCUUGUGGAUGGCAUGCUUCUGUGAAAAGGAAGUUCAGUGGUGUUUGGCAGGUAAGGUGGUUCUUGGCCUGACAAUCUACAUUGGAGGAUAUGUUUAGCCAUUGUAAAAUGAACAUCAGAACAUAAACAUCUUUUUGGUCUUGUGGCUGAAAUCAAACCCUCUGCUGGAUACUCUUGGGUACCACUCUAUUACCCUGAGGCUGUUGUGUGUUGGACACAGCGGUGGGUGGGGUAAGGAUUUAUUUGCACUAUCUUACACCUGUGACUGGUUUUGAGGGCUUUUCUAUUCCUGCAGCCUAGCCUAAGUCCAGACUACUCUGUUGACCACAGUCAGUCAAGCUACCCUGCUGACCACAUAGUCAAUCAGGCUACCCUGUUGACCAUAGUCAACCAGGCUACCCUGCUGACUACAUAGUCAACCAGGCUGUGGUAAUGACCCUGAGGCCCAUAUAACCAUCAUAACCCAACUGAUCUGGUACCUUUAGUGGGAAGCUGUCCAACUUUUCAUUCUGGCAGUACAAGUAUUUCUGAUAUCUGCUGGCAGUAUGUUGAAGUGUCUUGGACAUUGACAGUGUUCUCUAAUUGUACCCAUGGCCUUUCUGCUUCAGUGAGUUUAUUCUACAUUGUUUCCCAUAUCUUUCACUCCAGUAAGCUGCUAAAGCAAUGUGUAAGUUAGGGACCAAGCCCUAGAGUAUCCUCCAUAUACUGUAUAUAUUAUCAGAUAUCUCUUCUCCAUUUCAGAGCCAAUAAUCCAGUUACUGAGGUAUUAAAAGUAGUUUAGAUGUGGUAUUAAUUUUGUGUGAGCAAUAUAUGACCUCUAUAAUUUUCCGUUUUCCCCCAGUGCCUCAUCACAGGGCCUUUCUAUGUGAAAUUAUUUUGCAGUCCAUCUAUUGUAAACUUUUGGUGACAUCUUACCUGAUGUUAACCAGAAUCUUGACUUUGCUAAAUGCACAUACUGAUUUCCAGUGCAAAUAAGGUCUUUGCUCCAUAUAUAUUUUCCAAAUGACUGUUAAUUGUCCUGUGAUAAAUAUAUCUAGCUACAGGAGGGCCCUGUUUAUAUAGCAGGUUAGGUUUUGGGCUACCACCAUUAAGUGAAACGACCUUUAUUUACUUUCAAAUGCCUAUAAAAGCCUGAUAACGUGUUUACAGUAUCAUAUACGUAUUAAGUGAGCAAUAGAGCUAUGCCUUAAAAAUGCAUAUACAGUACACACAUUACUUACCAUAAAAUAUUUUCCUACUUGAUGAUGAAUAUAUUUAUUGCAGGUAGCCUGAAUAAAUGAAGAAUGGGUAUAAUUGAAAACCGUGGUACUAGCGAAACAUUGUAAAGCAAAGCCCCUCCUGUAUAUAGAAAAGAGCAAUUGUUUACACAUGGGAAAGUGAAAUGCUUUCAAAUUUAUAUAUUUAUUUGUAAAAUUAUAUAAAACUUGAGAAUGAAUUCCCCAAGAAGACUUUGAUAAGAAGACUCCUUUACAUUAUGAAAUGGAUAGACUGGGAUUCACCUGAAAAAAUUCUAUGUAAGCACUGUCAACAGACAUAACACCAUUGAUGUUUUUGUACUUUUUAAGUUUACACACAAUAUGGACAGUAAUUCUCUUGCUAAUUAUGAUUAAAGAAACUCCCACCUAGUAGCUCGGCUAAAUGUUAAGCACCGAACAGUGUAUCAUUAAGGAAAUAAACUGAUAAAAUUAUCAAAAUAAAAUAAUGGUAUGUGAUCACCACUAACUUGUGACUGAUACUGUACCUCUAUAUCCAAUAUAACAUGAGAAAUAAUUUAUAAGCUGCAGUAUAUUAGACAUACAGUUUAAAAUAUGCAAGUUUUUGAAAGCAGGAAUCUGUAUAUACUGUGCGUUGUCUUAUUUAUUACCUAUUUAAAAAUAAUCAAAGCACAGCCAUAAUAUAUCACAUAUAUACAAGAGAGGAUUCCUGUAUAGAAAUGAACUAACUUGCCUCUAUGAUAUUUAACACCAAAAAGUAAUAUGCAGUAGUUCAGAUUCUUAUUUUAUUAUCCAGAUUUAAUGUCCUCCAACCUCAUAAAACUGUGGCAAAGCAUUUUAUAUAUUUCAGUAUAACACCUAUCAAACUUAUUACCAGUAUGUGACAGUGAGUAACCACACAGUGCCAAUUUUAUACUCUACCAAUUAAAUUUUGAAACAGGAUUAAGUUUAAAUAUCAUCUUCUGUCAACAAACUGGCUGUAUCCCACUGAGGCAGGGUGGCCCAAAAAGAAAAACAAAAGCCCCUCUUAACAUUAGUAAUGUAUACAGGAGAAGGGGUUAAUAGCCCUUGCUCCCGGCAUUUUAGUCGCCUACUAUGACAUGCAUGGAAGUUUAAACAUAUUUUGACAUAAAAUCUAACCAAUUUUUCUUUCAAAAUAAAUUUCUUUUACUUA